Daucus carota subsp. sativus is the source of this 2983-nucleotide messenger RNA. RefSeq names its product phosphatidylinositol 4-kinase gamma 4. Gene Ontology annotation, molecular function: protein binding. Bases 1017 to 2705 code for a protein of 562 amino acids. NCBI's taxonomy places the organism in Eukaryota, Viridiplantae, Streptophyta, Magnoliopsida, Apiales, Apiaceae. The transcript has 2 exons. The record is from RefSeq and is a predicted model, not a curated record.
GAAAGUCAAUAACUCAUUAACACCGUUACAUCCACCUCAAAAUUCCUGUCCAAGUCAUCGUCAAAAUCUAAAACGCGUCAUAUUCUUCUUCCAAAUCUUUCUCUCUGUGGCGUCUCACAAAAACCAUUCAACCCGAAAAAGUCGCUGCGAACAGUUCAUCGCCUAAACAGUUAUAUAUACGCAUCUGUAUCGUCGCCACCCUCUUCGGUUCUUGCUCUCGUCUCUGGUAAGAAUCCCCCUUGGUCUCAAUUCGUAUAAUUCCUUUAGGUUCUGUGAAGAGACUUCGAGGGGUGUAUUGGAUUGAGAUUUUAAAGCAUUUUUUUGCAUUCAUGAAAUCCGAGGGUAUUCGAUUGGGAUUGUUUGAAAUCCAUUAAAAUCUUGAGGUAUUCAAUUGGGAUUUUAAACUAUGCUACAAAAUAUAGUGGUAUUCAAUUGGGAUUUUAAAUUAUGCUUUAAAAUCCGAUGGUAUUCAAUUGGGAUUGUUUAAAAUCCAUUAAAAUCUGAUGGUAUUCAAAUGCUGAUGGAUUUUUUUUCAUUUCAUAAAAUGAUGGAUUUUGUGACAUUCUUCAGUGUAUUUUAAGUUUUUUGAAAUCCCACCAAAUUCGAUGGGAUUUUGAAGCAUUGUACCUAAAUCCUAUCAACUCUGCGACAUUUCAUCAAGAAUCCGCAAAAAAUCAAAAUCCCAUACAAUCUAUUAAAAUCCAUAAACUAAAAACAAUGCAUUAAAAUCCCAAUCGAAUACACCCCCGGAACAUGAAUUUAUUGUGAUUUUUAUGCUUUUGGAGUCUUCCAAAUCGCUGGCUUUCUCUUAAAGUUAGCAUUUUGGAUGCUUUGAUCAUCUGGGGUUUCCUUAUUUUGUGAUUCUGAUGCGUGGGAAGGUCAAAGUUUAGAUUUUUAGGCUUUUUGUACAGUUUCUUGAUCCUGAAUGUAUAUAUAGCUGUGUAUAUUUGGUCGGGUGAUUUUAGGGUUUUUAAAAUUUUCAAUUUUAGGGUUUCUCAGUUUUUAGGGUUGAUAAAAUGUCGUCUGCGGGUGUUCUAGCUAUUCCGAUUCGUGAGGACUCAGGACUUUUGUCUCCUGUAUUUAGCCGUGAAUUGAAUGAAUCGAUACAUGUAUAUGUGGCUAUGUCGGGAUCGGUGGUCCCGAUGAGAGUUCUGAAAUCAGAGACGAUUGAAUCAGUGAAACUUAGGAUUAAGUCGUAUAAGGGGUUUGUUGCUAAGGAUCAGAAGUUGGUUUGUAAAGGGAGGGAAUUAUCUAGGAGCAAUUCGUUGGUACGAGAUUAUGGAGUUGAGGAUGGGAAUGUGCUUCAUUUGGUGAUUCGUCUUUCUGAUCUUCAAUCAAUUAAUGUUAAGACUUCUUGCGGUGAAGAGUUUGCUUUUGAAGUCCAGCGGAAUUGUGAUGUUGGUUAUAUUAAACGUAGGAUUGCUGAUAAGAAUAAGAAAUUAGCUGAUUUUGAUGAGCAUGAAGUAUUGUGUGAUGGUGAGGAGCUUGAAGAUCAGAGACUUAUAAAUGACAUUUCUAAACAUAAUGAUGCAGUGAUUCAUUUGUUUGUCCGGAAAUCUGCAAAAAUCAGAGCUACACCUCGGGAGAAAACUUAUGAGCUUUCUGUUGUCGCAUCACAGUCGAAUGACACAAGGAAAUAUGACGAGGAAAUUCAUCAGCAGACUCCGGAAAAAGAUGUAUUGUUGGAGCCAAUAAUUCUUAACCAGAAGGUUGAGUUGUCUCUGGCAAUAUGGGAUAUGAUUAAAUCUACAGCUGAGGGAUUAGAUAAUGCAAACACUCCUAUAAGAUCUUCAGAGGGUACAGGGGGAGCAUACUUGAUGCAGGAUGCAACGGGAAAUAAGCAUGUCUCUGUUUUUAAGCCAAUUGAUGAAGAGCCCAUGGCUGUGAACAACCCAAGGGGAUUGCCCUUAUCUGAAAAUGGCGAAGGCUUGAAGAAGGGCACAAGUGUUGGUGAAGGUGCAUUUAGGGAAGUAGCUGCCUAUGUUUUGGAUCAUCCCAAAGCUGGACGGCGCUCUUUCUCCGGUGAGGAUAUAGGUUUUGCUGGUGUUCCUCCGACAAUUAUGGCAAAGUGUUUGCACAUGGGUUUUAAUCAUCAGGACAGCAUAAAUGUUAAGAUAGGCUCCUUGCAGAUGUUCAUGCAGAACCGUGGAAGUUGUGAGGAUAUGGGACCAAGUUCAUUCCCUGUGGAGGAAGUACAUAAAAUAUCAGUGUUCGAUAUACGGAUGGCAAAUGCAGAUAGGCAUGCUGGAAACAUAUUGGUUAGCAAGGAUAAAGAUGGAAAGACUGUGCUGAUUCCAAUAGAUCAUGGCUACUGUUUGCCCAAAAGUUUUGAGGAUUGCACAUUUGACUGGCUCUACUGGCCACAAGCUCGUAAGCCAUACAGUCCUGACACUGUAGAGUACAUUAAGUCAUUGGAUGCAGAUGAAGACAUUGCCUUGCUUAAGUUUCAUGGAUGGGACUUACCUCAAGACUGUGCUCGCACCCUCCGCAUCUCAACUAUGCUAUUGAAGAAAGGUGUGGAGAGAGGUCUCACUCCCUUUGACAUCGGAAACAUUAUGUGCAGGGAAACCUUGAACGAGGAAUCCUUAAUUGAAGAGAUUGUCCAAGAAGCAGAGGAUUCAGUCCUUCCUUGUACAAGUGAAGGUUCAUUUCUUGAAACAGUCUCCCAGAUCAUGGAUCGUCGCCUCAGAGAAAUUGCCAAAUAAAGUCCAUAGGGAGCAAAAUGAGAUAUAUAUGUGCAUAUGUGCAUAUGCUCUCUUAAGUAUCUAAUGAAGUGUUUUCCAUGUUUCAGUUUAAAGAUUUGAUUUGUUAUUUAAAAUUGAAGUGGUCUCAAAAACUUUUCAGCAGUCAACUGGAAUGGAUUUUGAAGGUUAAAAAUACACCACCUUCAGAUUUGUCUCAUGUUGUGUGAUCUGGUUUUAAUAAAUUAGAUUUUUUAAGCUUUGUAAUGACUUGAUAUGAUAAAAUAGUUUGUUUUAUUAUA